AUGGCAACUCUUGACACUGCACACAAUUACUCGCCUACCUGGCUUGGUCUGGCAACGCAGCUUGGAAUAUCAGCUAGUAUAUCACUUUAUUGUGUGCUACAGUUUGAAUGGAAUCGUCAUAGAGAUUCCAUGCAAUAUCUAUACACUCCAAGAACAAGGCUUUCAGAGAAUGCAUCUCCGCCAAUACCUCGUGGUCUCUUCACAUGGAUAAAAGCGACAGUAUCCCUACCCGAGAAGUUUUACCUACAAAAUGUAGGUCUAGACGCGGUCAUGUAUCUCCGUUUUCUGACAAUGGCGUUAAAAUUUCUGGUAUUUAACGUGGUGGUGGUAUGCUCGAUUCUAAUGCCGAUUAAUUAUUUCGGGAAAGGUGAAGAGAAGGGGGUGCAAGUGUUUUCGGUAAAUAAUCUCACCCAGAAUAACUACAAGUAUCUUUGGGCGCACAUGAUUUGCACGUAUUUUGUCAGUAUCAGUUGGAUGUACUUUCUGUACAUAUCCUACUGGGAUUAUAUGAUGAUGCGUAAAGAGUAUUUAAUGAAUAAGGCGAAAAGAGGGUCGGUGAGUGCACGGACAGUGAUGGUGUCGCGGAUUCCGGAAGACCUUCGGUCUGAGGAACGAUUGAAAUUGCAUUUUGAGGCGUUGGGUAUUGGGCAGGUGGAAUCUGCUAGAUUGGUCAGACAUAUUGGAAAAUUGAAUAGAAAGAUUACUAGGCGUGAAAAAGCGCUUCUUGCGUUGGAAAAAGCACAUAUUCAAUUGGCUAAGAAUGUUGUUUAUGCUAUUAAAAAGCGGAAAUGGUAUCAUUUCGGAGUUGGAUUCAAGCCAAAGCAUAUUUCGAGUCCGAAAGAAAAUAAUACGGCUAAUAGUAAUAACGAUAAUGAUCCUUCAUUGGAAUUAGAGGCUGGUAACGCCAAAGAACGUCAAAUUCUUCAGCCAUUCGUCGAUUUAUUGGAUAGGCGAAAAAAGAAACAAUCAAAUACUCUUGAAGACCAAUCUACAAACAAACCUUCUGCAACCUCCGCAAACACAAGCACGUUCUCAUCAAGCGAAGAUUUCUUAGAUCAAGAAGAUGGCUAUGGACGUCAAUUUCUUAUCUGGGAAGCACUCGCACAGCUUCCAAAGGCAACUUUGGAUAAAUAUCAGCCAACUCAUAGAAUUGGAUAUUUUGGGACCGGAACUCGAGUGCUCUCAAUCGAUCAUUUUCUCAAAAAAUUCAAUUUUUUGGAUAGGCGUAUUGCAGAAAUACGCGCAAUUUCCGUAAACGAGAGACCACCAAAACCAACAAGUACUGGCUUUGUUACAUUCGUUAAUCAUACUAGUGCUAAUAUGGCCGCGCAAUGUAUUAUGAGCACAAAACCGCAUACUCUUACCACGAAAAUGGCACCCGAGCCCCGAGAUAUACUAUGGGAAAAUAUAUCAAUGCGUUUUCGGGAGAAAAUGAUACGAACCUGGAUUGUUAACGCUAGUGUCUGGGCUUUAACGAUAUUUUGGCUCUUUCCCAUAUUCGCCUUUCUUACCCUUACCUCAAUUGAUUCUCUUUCACAAAGAAUUCAUUUUUUGGGACCCUUUUUAGAGGCGCGUCCUAUUGUGCGUACACUAUUACAGAAUGUGUUACCAACUGUAUUGGUUUCGUUCUUUAUGGCAAUGUUACCUUGGAUUUUAAUGGAAAUAUCGAAACAAGAAAGUUUUCCCUCUUAUUCUGAACUUGAAGAGGCUGUUUUAAUUCGAUAUUAUCAUUUCUCUUUUUUCAAUGUGUUUAUCGUGUUCUUAUUGGGUAUAACAUUUCUCGAGUCGAUAUUUGACGUGAUAAAUCAGCCCACAAGCAUUAUAGAGACACUAGCAAAAAGUUUACCACAGGGGGCAACAUUUUUUAUAAAUUAUAUUAUUUUCAAUAUUUGUACUCAUGGACUUGAACUUCUGCAAGUGGGAUCCCAACUCUUCCUUCAUAUAAUCCUUACAUCACGAUUUGUCGCCACAACUCCACGAAUGCUUCAACGAGUCUCCCAUCCAUGGCCUUUCCAAUUUUAUUACUACUAUCCAAAUCAUAUACUAGUGCUCGUCAUUACCAUCACUUACUCCACGAUAAAUCCGCUAAUUCUAAUAUUUUCACUGGUUUAUUACGCGGUAGCCUUCGUAGUAUAUAAGCAUCAGUUCGCGUAUUGUUAUGUACGACGUUAUGAAUCUGGCGGGAAAUUCUAUCGAAGAGUUUUCGGCUAUACUACUGACGGACUGAUUAUCUAUCAACUCACCAUGAUCGGAUUGAUUUGGCUAAGAACUGCUAUUGUCGCUGGUGCCUUUUUGGUGCCAUUGCUUGUCGGAACUGUAUACUUCAGGUAUUACUGUCACAAAACUUUUUACUCAAGAACUCACUAUUUAGCCUUGGAUACCCGACUUGAAAUGGAGACUGCCGAGAAAGCUAGACAAGAUGAACCAACAGCAGAUAGUCGUAUUGAUGAUCUAACUAGUAAUGAAAAAGGAUUACCCGUGGUGAUUGAACAAUCGGAAAAAGAAGAGCUGGAAAAAAAGCAAGAAUCUUUUAAUCUCAAUGAUAGUAUUGAGCCAAUAAUUACACAAGACGCUGUCGCCGAACAUUUCAACAGGUUAUCAGAAAAUAAUGGAAGCAUGGAAAGUAUCUCUGAUAAUUCUACCGCUAUCUUCAAAAGCUCUAUUGAUAAUAGUAAUAAUAAUCAAACCACCACAUCAGUAACAAAACAUGUCGAGGGACCUCGUGUUAGGCUCAGCUUGGGACAGACAACUGCAAGACCAGGACAGAGCUUAACCGAUCUCACAAAAGACGUGUCAUCAGGCGAACAGAAUGCCGAAAAUACAACAACUGGACGUACUACACCUAUAUUAACACUGAAUACAGAGGGCGUGCAUCGAACAAAAGACAAUAUUGCGCCAUCAGGAUACAAAGGAAUCACAACUGUGAAACCGGGUCCACCAAAGAUGGUUUCCACUUCUAAUGAACCUAUUCCUUUAAACAAAAAGAAAAAUGUUGCAGACUCUGGAAAUGAUGCCGAAACACAAAAACCCAUACUAUUUUCAACUUCACCAACAGCCAUUUCCCCAAAUCGUACUCCCUCAAGUUUUCUAAAUGUUCCUUCACACACACCAAGAACCCCUUCUGGAUUCUUAGCACGUGCAAAUCUUAAUCUGACACACGACCCAAAUCUUCAAACAAUUCAGGAUGACAAAUCACCUUACCAAACUUACUUUCACCCGAAUCUUGUAAAAGCAUUAAAUCGUAAACUUUGGCUACCACGAAACCCCCUCAAGGGAAUUACAGUCGAGGAUACAGUCGAAUUGGAUCGUGCAUUGACUUCAAGCGAAGGUGGAACUGGAUUAGUCGGUUAUUGGGGUGGAGCUUCUGGAUUUCUUGGCGAAGCAAGAAUCAGCAUGUAUGAUACCACUAUACUUCCAAUUUUUCCGGGUCAUGCGAAAGCGGCAACAGAUAUUGGAUGUGGUGGUGGCGGGAAUGGCAACGACAAUAAUCGUGUAUUACUGCAUCGCCGUGCAAUUACUGAUCCUAUUACACAUGCGGUUAGUCCUAUUACACGUAAAUUUAGUCAAGAUGGUGGUGGCGAAUAUCCAUUUUCACCUAUUUUGCCUUGCUCACCAGAAGAGGAAGGUUUUGUAAAUAAGGAGGAUUUUGCGAGUGGCGAAUUGGAAUCGGGAGAAUUGACAAGUGGGGAAACUAUUUAA
This is a messenger RNA of Ambispora gerdemannii, 3699 nucleotides long. Lineage: Eukaryota; Fungi; Glomeromycota; Glomeromycetes; Archaeosporales; Ambisporaceae. The record is from the annotation of a GenBank genome assembly.